UUUUUAGUUUACUUUGGAGUGCAAUUUAAGAAAUCCCACUUUACUGAAGCCUUAGCGAUAACAUAUUAUUAUCUACUGAGUAUCUGUCACACUAGUCGUGAUCUUUCCUUAGAUCGUAAACUUGAAACACAUAAAACUGAUACAUAUUCUCCUUGUGCAGGGUUCAUAAGCAUCGAUUGCGGAAACAGACGCACCAACAAGGACAGCACAACAGGAAUACAAUACCAUUCUGAUCAUCGAUUUGUCGAUGGUGGAUUGAGCCACAAGAUUUCAACAGAGUUCAUGGAUGAUGCCGCGAAUGAGCAACAAAAAACCUUGAGGAGCUUCCCUCAGGGCUCAAGGAAUUGCUACACGCUGCUAUCCGCCACUGGUAAGAAGUUUUUGGUGAGGGCUAUGUUUACUUAUGGCAACUAUGAUGGGUUGAACAGUACUAUGAGCGGAUCGGUUUUUCGGUUUGGGCUGCAUAUCGGUGUCAAUGUCUGGGAGGCGGUGAACUUGACCAAUUGGGAUCCAUCAAGCACAAUAUGGAAGGAGGUGCUCACCGUUGCUCCGGGCAACAACCUAUCGGUCUGCCUCAUAAACUUCGGUACAGGGACACCGUUCGUGUCUUCGUUGGAGCUGAGGCCACUGCAAGAUGUGAUGUACCCUUUUGUGAAUUCUUCGGUGUCAAUCAGCUAUUUUAGACGGAUCAGAUUUGGUCAAGCCACUGAAUUUAUCACAAGAUAUCCAUUGGACCGGUACGACCGGUUCUGGGAGGGCUGGUCUUUCUCCUACAACACCUACCCCUGGAUGACCCUAAACACUAGCAGUCCAGUGAGGAGGCUACCCGGCGACAACACCUUCCAGGUACCAGAGGGCAUCCUCCAGCAGGCCAGCACCCUAGACACAAACUACUCCUUCUUCGAGAUCAAUGUGGCAGUGGGUCCCAACCUGGACCCAACGAACCUGCAGCUUCUCCCGAUCUUCCACUUUGCCGAGGUCGUUGACAACAAUCCAAAUAGGUCGUUCAACAUCUACAGCGGCGACGAAAUGUUGUUCCCAGACUUCUCACCUUCGCGAUCCCAGGUGGACAGCAUGCACCAGAAUGGGCGCUUCUUGCAUAACCCCGCAGCCUCCUUCCUCCUGAACAAGACCAACAACUCGGUGCUCCCACCGCUCAUCAAUGCGUUCGAGCUGUACUCUCUCGUCCGGAUGGAUAACCUCACCACUGACUCCAACGACGUCAAAUACAUGAAAGAAGUCAAGAAGCACUACAGUGUGGCACGAAUAAACUGGAAUGGUGAUCCAUGCUCACCGAGAGAGUAUUCCUGGGAAGGUUUGACUUGCGACUACUCUAAGAGCAACCCGAAUCCGAGGAUUGUCGCAGUAAAUCUGUCUACCAGCGGACUGAAAGGUGGAUUAACCAUAUCAUUCAUGAACAUGGUAUCACUGGAAACCCUGGAUUUGUCACACAACAAUUUGACAGGAGGUAUUCCAGAGUACGAAAUGAAGUCAAUGAAAGUUUUCGAUUUGUCAUAUAACCAGCUCGAUGGACCAAUCCCUCAUUCUAUUCUUCAAAGAUAUCAGGCUGGUCUGCUUGACUUAAGAUUAGAAGGCAAUCCUAUAUGCUCAAAAUUCAAAGAUACGUAUUGCUCAAAUAAGAAGAAGAGCACCACACCCGUCAUGCUCAUUGCAGUGAUAGUUCCUGUGGUACUGGUGUCCCUCCUAGUAGUGAUGGGCACACUCUGGAAGUUAUACUGGAAAGGGAAGUCGGGAGACGAUAAAGAGUAUGCUAUGUAUGAAGAGGAGGAGACUCCCCUACAUAUUGAUAUCAGACGGUUCACGUAUGCAGAGCUGAAGUUCAUAACUAAUGACUUCCAAUCAAUCAUUGGAGAAGGUGGUUUUGGUAUUGUUUAUCAUGGCACACUGGAAAAUGGUGAUGAGGUAGCUGUUAAGGUGCUUAAGGAGACAUCAAUAUCAGAAUCAACAGACUUCCUCCCUGAGGUGCAAACCUUGUCCAAAGUUCAUCACAAGAAUCUCGUGACUUUGCAAGGAUAUUGCCAGAACAAGAAGUGCCUUGCAGUCGUUUAUGACUUCAUGCCUAGAGGAAAUCUUAAACAGCUUUUAAAAGGAGGAGAUGACUAUAGUUUGACCUGGGAACAGCGACUUCAUAUUGCCCUUGAUGCUGCGCAAGGACUGGAGUAUCUACACAAGGCAUGCACCCCAUCAAUAGUGCACAGAGAUGUCAAGACCCCAAACAUCCUUCUGGACAAGAAUAUGGUGGGGGUAAUAUCUGAUUUCGGGCUUUCACGGGCUUUUAACGAUGCCCACACACACAUAUCUACUGUUGCUGCUGGCACUCUUGGCUACCUCGACCCUGAGUACCAUGCAACUUUCCAACUCACUGUCAAGACAGACGUUUACAGCUUCGGCAUCGUGCUCUUGGAGAUCAUCACCGGCCAAUCCCCAGUAGUUAUGGACCCUCAAGCUGUCCACCUACCAAAUUGGGUGCGGCAAAAGAUAGCUAACGGCAGCAUUCACGAUGUUGCAGACAAGAAACUGCUGGAUCUGUACGAUGCCACUUCCCUGCAGAGUGUAGUGGACCUGGCCAUGAACUGCCUCGAAAACGCAGCCAUCAACAGGCCGACCAUGACCGAGGUUGCUUCAAGGCUCAAAGUGUGGUUGCCAGCUGUUUCUGGGACCCCUCGACAUACGGACUCCAUGGAUACUGAAAUUCCAAGGCAGUUCCGGCUGAUGAUUUCAAGAGCAAGAAACGAGGGGAUAUCCUUCCAGUCUGGCUAUACCAAUGGGAUUUCACAAACGAGCCUCUUUUCUGGACGGUGAAAGGGAGACGCCUAGUGUGUUUCUUGUUGGAUCCUCUUAGAUAAUGUUUGGUAAUUUGCUUAAUUGUGUUGCCAUUGAUCGUCCGUAAACUGGAGUUUAGUAAUUGUAUGACUUUCAGAUUCUAAUAUUGCUUGUUUCUACCGGUAAUAGUGCUCAAGCAUGAAGCUGCUCGUGCAUCAAGACCUAACCCCUUCCAUUUGAGAACUCGGUGGCCCAUUAAUUAGUGCCCGUACAUCAGGUCCACAGCAAUCCUAAGACAAAGUGGUCUGCGUACACAUUGCCGCCUAAGGAUUCGGCCUUUUAUUCCCCAUUCUCU
Triticum dicoccoides is the source of this 3139-nucleotide messenger RNA. Its product is annotated as probable LRR receptor-like serine/threonine-protein kinase At1g51810. The annotation marks the transcript as partial. Gene Ontology annotation, biological process: protein phosphorylation. The record is from RefSeq and is a predicted model, not a curated record. Gene Ontology annotation, molecular function: ATP binding; protein kinase activity; protein binding. Lineage: Eukaryota; Viridiplantae; Streptophyta; Magnoliopsida; Poales; Poaceae. The transcript has 11 exons.